CUUGCCCUUUUCUUCUUCGAAGAAGGAAACGCUCUUCGUCUUCUUCUUUGACGAUUCUAGGGUUUCCAGUCGUCAUCUUGGUUUCGAUUUGGAUCUUGAUUCUUGGAUUCCUCUCAUGCUGGUUCUCUUGAAUCUCUGAGGUGUUCUAGGGUUUUCGUUUUGAGGUAACAUGCGGCUGCUUCUACCCGGGUGUUCGUCGAUGAAGGAGCGGAGCAAUGGCGGAGGAGAGGGCGGGAGAACCCAUUGCUAUUUGAACGUAUAUGAUUUAACACCGAUUAAUAACUACCUUUAUUGGUUUGGCCUCGGCAUCUUCCAUUCCGGGAUCGAAGUGCAUGGCAUGGAGUAUGGAUUUGGAGCCCAUGAAUUCCCAACAAGUGGUGUGUUCGAAGUUGAGCCAAAAAGCUGCCCUGGUUUUGUAUAUAGACGGACUGUGUGGCUGGGCACCACUAACAUGUCUCGGACAGAGUUCCGGUCCUUCAUGGAGCACCUUGCUGGAAAAUAUCAUGGUGAUACCUACCAUUUGAUUUCCAAGAACUGCAACCACUUCACUGAUGAUGUUUGUAAGCAGUUGACUGGGAAGGCUAUCCCAGGAUGGGUAAAUCGCCUUGCAAGAUUAGUUUCAGGUCCUUUCUGCCAUUGUCUCCUACCAGAGAGUAUACAGGUUACAUCAGUCAGACGCUUGCCUGACAUACCAAUGGACUCUGAGGAUGAGUCAAUAUCCAUUGCUUCAUCAGCCAUGGAGGAUAGUGAUGAGGAAGGGCUUGAUCACCACCUGCUAACCACACCGAAUAGUGAUCCCGGGUAUUCUAGAGACAAAGUUUUGAGGCUUGCAAGAGAAGCCCAAUGAAGCGUGCUAUGAUAUUGGUACAAUUGAUGCUAAGUCAUUUUGUCCUGUAAGUGUGCUACAUCCCUCCCCCCUCUGCAAUUAUUUCUUUUGGACUCAUGGAUAGUGUUGUAAUCUGCAAAAAUGUAUCAUUGUUUGUAUAAUCACACACUUAAUCUAAUCUCAAGCCAGAAAGGGCAAGUUCCAAAUUUUUGGUUUUCCUCUAA
This is a messenger RNA of Dioscorea cayenensis subsp. rotundata (Guinea yam), 1050 nucleotides long. RefSeq names its product deSI-like protein At4g17486. Gene Ontology annotation, biological process: protein deubiquitination. Bases 170 to 847 code for a protein of 225 amino acids. NCBI's taxonomy places the organism in Eukaryota, Viridiplantae, Streptophyta, Magnoliopsida, Dioscoreales, Dioscoreaceae. The transcript has 4 exons. Gene Ontology annotation, molecular function: deubiquitinase activity. The record is from RefSeq and is a predicted model, not a curated record.